Drosophila subpulchrella is the source of this 4369-nucleotide messenger RNA. RefSeq lists its product as uncharacterized. Lineage: Eukaryota; Metazoa; Arthropoda; Insecta; Diptera; Drosophilidae. The record is from RefSeq and is a predicted model, not a curated record. The transcript is spliced from 5 exons. The coding region runs from base 67 to 2217 and encodes 716 amino acids.
CGGACGUGCCUUUCGCGAUCGUUGGGUACCGGUCAUAAGUAGAAUACGCAGAAUACCUACCUUAAAAUGGGGACUUCAAAGACUAUAACAGACAUAAGUCACUACGAUCUGUUUCGCAUACUCGACAUUAUAAAAACAAACUGCGAAAUACAGAAUGGCAAAGAAUCUUUGGACGCAAUCAAGUAUGCUGACAUCUUUAACUUUGCUGCCACCUGCAAGAUAUUGCGACGAAUCGUUUGGGACUGGUCGAGAGAAAUGUACGAUCGCUUGGAAAUCGAUCUGCUACAUGCGCUACCCCAUAAAAUGUUAACCGUCAAGUUUAUUGAGAUUCACAAAACUCUUAAAAGAGCCACAAAGCUAAAGAGAGACCAGUACAUGGACAUUUAUAUUAAGGCCAUGAUGGGGAAUCCCCUUCUGAAAAUCAUCGAGCUGAGUUAUAACACUCAAGAAUAUAACAAAGAACACGAGAGUAUAUUCGAUGAAAUUAUAAUGGGACUGCAGGGCAAAGCUAAGCGCAUAGUUUUGGAUCCAGGGCGAAUUCCGAAAUUUAAGGAGAUUAUUGUGGAUAUUGCAGAUCAUCAAAUAAGCAAUCUCGGGCUAUUUCGCAAUAUUUCAAAACUUACCAUUACAGCUUCCUUGGAGAUGUGCGACCUAGUGGAGUUUUGCAUUAAUAAUCCCUCACUGGUAACUUUGGAAGUUAAUGUAAAUCGGUUUUCCGACCAGGGAAAGCUCACUCAAAUCGUUCGUCAUUGUCCCAACUUAAAGCAAUUUAAAUUUCUGCUGAAUGAUAAUGAAAGGGAUAAUGGUUAUGUCGGGCUGGCACUUUUAGAUAAGCUACAGCAAUUGGAAAUCGGAAAGCCCCCAAUGCCGAAGGAAUUACAGUUUCAGCUGCCUGAUGAUGAUGCAAAUAUGGAGGAAAACGAAUUGCAUUGGCAUAAGCCCCAGCAAUUAGAAAUGGAUGAGGACUUUAGAUCCAAACGACCCAGGAUGGACUACGAAUACGAGUCUCUAAUGGAAGGAGUCUCAACUUUAGAACAAUCCAUUCCCAUUCUGCAGCUUCUCAGAGCUUUCAGCGAAAAGAAAAGAUCGAAAUUAAUCCGAUUGUGUCUGAAGUUCGAUAUUGAUGACGAGAUGGUUCAGGUCAUUGCGAAAAUCAAAGGUCUAAGAAUGUUGGAAUGCGGGUUUUGCGAUCCCAAAAGCAUUAAGCACCUAGUACAGCACCCAACACUCAACCGAUUGAGCAUACUCAAUAAAGGUCACCUAGUAACGGAUGAUAUCGCAGAUUUACUAAGAAAACAAGUUACCGUCUCAAGUCAUGAUGCAAAAAUGUUCUUAUCUGCCCGGGGUUACCUAGGUAUUUGCACGCGAAAUAAUAGUUAUGCGGAAAUUUACCGGUCUGUUAACUUUGAACCUUUUACGAAACUGGAAAACCUUAAGAUUAUCGGACUGCCCAACGAAAUGAUCGUGUCAAUGGAGUCGACGUUGUUUCGGUUUUUGGAGCUCGGUGUACAGAUCAAGAGUGAUGCAUGCGAUAUUUCCUUGGAUCCCCAAAAGAGGGAGCUUAAAAUGCUUUACAGUAUGACCUACGUAGAUAAAGAACUGCCAAUUCCGUUGGUCAAAAAUCUGCGCUCCUUAAAAGUAUUUUUUAUAAAUAUGCCAACUUCUCAUCUUUUCCACAAUUUGUCGACAAUCAACCUAGGAACGAUGCAAGAGGUUUAUAUAGGAACUCCCUUAACAAUAUUUGAAAUACCCAAAGAAGUAUACCUCAGUAAGCACGAUGUUAAAGCUUUGGUCACCUUGAGAUGUUUGAGGAAAAUCUCAUGUGGGUUUCAGAAGUUGAUUUACAUUCAACCUCUGGCUCAGUUGAAGGAUCUGGAGGAUGUGGAGGUUUUAUCGGAGCACCACCCCAAGGAUGUACACUUUCCGAGGUGCCUAGAACCACUUCUGAAGAACUGUCGCAAGCUGAACUCGUUUCAGAUUAAAGUGCCCGUCAACGGAAUAACCAAGAAGUUUUUAGCUGGCCUUCAGUAUGCGGUUGUGAAAAGCCGGGAUCACGAGAAAGACAAGGACUUAGAAAUUUGCCUAUGCUUGAAAUGCCAACCAUAUACUACCCCAGAUGAGAUGGUAACUGCGAAACAGAUUAUACCUAUAACAAAACCAUUUAAGUCCAUGAGGCUGACAACUAAAUACGUAGAAAACCAACAUUUGCUUGAUUGAACAAAUAUAGAAAAUUAAGGGACACAUUAAAGAUAAAUCAUUUUUAAAUUCCUUUACAUAGCCAUGCAAAUGCCAUAAAUUUACUCAAGAACCAACUUGCACCGACCACAACGACAAUUAAAUAAAUUCAAUUUGCACCUGCCGACAACAUUAUUGGAUUGCAACUCAUACAGAUGGAAUUAAAUAAAUUAAGCACAUACAAUCGCAGACAUUUUCAUGUAGCACCGGAAAAGACAAGUAUUUACUUUACAAGUGGGCUGCACUUUCCAUCCGCCCAACCGAAUGACAGGUGUUUAUUUUCGGGAAAUGCAAUUGAGCGGAAUUGCAUGACGCUGGCAUUUUGUCAGCUGGGCUGCGGCUUAAGUAAUAAUUAAAUAAUGACACUUGGAAAAUCGAGUGCUGGCGGGGUGGGAAUUCGCCUAAAAUCAAAUGAAAUGAGCAAGUGGCGAAUGGAAAUGGUAAAAUAUUUGUUGAAUUUAGGGAUUUUGGACCCCUGAUUGGCAAGGUUUUGCAAUUGCAAUUUUUAAGCCAGCUACAAAUUGGAAUUGGCGUUUAAUAGUCAACAGCUGGCACUUGGCAUUGUGUGUGCGUGUGUUGCGGUGUUGAAAGUGCCUGGGGCAUUCUCGAAUGCAAUGCAAAUUGCGUAUACGCAGUGUGUGAUGCGAGUGGCAGUGUGCAAACUAAGCAUCGAGCAGCAGCCUCUGUUUUAUUUACGCACUGAAAACUCGUUGAAAACACACAGCCGGAGAGCCAUCGCUGGAAAGAGACAAUGAAUGUUAAAUUAUUUAGGCCGAGUGCAUUAGUGGCCGAGUCCUGUCCUCCUGUCACAAGGACACAAGGACAGACCGGGGCCGCACUGGCAUAAUUUGUCAGCUGUCGGGCAAUUUUGUUAGACUGGUGCUAAUUAAAUAUGCCGACAUAUAGACAGUGCGAGCAAAUCGGCAAAGUAGUUGAGUGCCAUGCAAAUAGCCAAUCCAGACACAACUUGGCCAAUCGGAUCGGACGGAAAGCCAAUCCCCAGUCCCGGCCAAUGCAAACAAUGGCCCAGAAAACACAAAGAACUUUCCAAUCAGCCGGCUCACUUCAGACCACUCUUAAUCAGAGAAUGUCAACGGAUGCCCGGGCACUCAUCUGUGAAACCAGAUUCUUGUGGCUUCUUCGUUUGCGAUUAAUUCAGUUCUGGCAUUAAAUAUACACGUAUUCGUCUUAAUUCCAUUCUCAUUAGCCGUAUACUUCACUUUCCGUUGGCUUUUCUCAAAAUGUUCCCAACCUUCCGUUGACGGAAGAGAUAAAUCCUUUUAUGCCUUUCUUGCCUCGUAAGUCAGGCCAACUGAUAUUUAAAUUGGUAACCGAAACCCGGUCAUACAUCGCAUUCUCAUCUCCGGCCGGGAUAAUCUUUAUUGUUUCACAGUUCAGUGACACAAAUUUGCAAUUGCAAUUGAAUGAAUUCUCACAUUUCGGGUGCGGGUUUUCCAUUCACACACAGCGAUAAGAGUGGCGGGCAAAAAAUUGCUCGAAUAUAUUUAUAUUGAUGCAAAAAGCACAGUAAGGGGGCCGACAUAUAUAUAAAGCCCAAGCCGUGGCCUAUAAAAAGCAUUCAAAUAUAUCUGCUUUUGCGGCUCGCUCUCGAAAGCCAGAUGUGCAUUUAUUUUAAUCAAGGCUACCGAGGUCAAUGCAUUGUGUGAUAUUUAUUUAAGGCAUACGUCGAAAGUUUAUUAAAAUACAUUAUACAAAAGAGCAGCGCUAAUUAUGUAUUUAUUGUGAAAAAAUAUCAUCCCUCAAGCCGGGCAUAAAUAUUUGUGCACUUAAUUACAAAAUGCAUUGCGAAGAAUUAUGAACUCGCAUUUAUCGGUUCGCUGACUUUGGGCAUCAAUUCAUCCGUUAAAGUCGGCAAGUGAACUUUAUUUGGUUUUAAUUAUUUAUAUUUUUUAAAGCGAAAAUAUGGAGAAAGAAACGAGAGGACUGAUAAUGCGGAGAAUUUGUCCCAUUUUUUCAGACAUUAUUAUUUUAGCUUACAUGAGAGGGUUUUUGUAUAUAACCUUUGUGCUGAUUAAAACACACAGAGGGCUUACAAAUAUGUUACAAUCAAUUUAAAAUAAAUAUUAGUCUAUGGUGCUUGUUCAUGAGCUUAGCAGCGAUAAAUAUUUGAUUU